Cutaneotrichosporon cavernicola is the source of this 2304-nucleotide messenger RNA. RefSeq lists its product as uncharacterized. The record is from RefSeq and is a predicted model, not a curated record. Lineage: Eukaryota; Fungi; Basidiomycota; Tremellomycetes; Trichosporonales; Trichosporonaceae. Bases 1 to 2304 code for a protein of 767 amino acids. The transcript has 2 exons.
AUGGCCGUCGCUCAGAUUAUCGAGUUGUGCGAUGUGUUGCCAUGGCACCUGGGAAGCAUCUGGGAAGGUUGCAAGUUGAUUCCAGGCUGCUGGGGCGUCCAAGGCUGGGGCAAAUGCGGCGGUGGCGGCGGUGGCGACGGUGGCUGCGUGGGUAACAAUUGCCCCGGCGGUCCUGGCGGCGGCGGCGGAGGAGGAGGAGGAGGAGGGGGUGGUGGCGGUGGCGAUGGCGGAGGCGGCAACCCGGGCAACCCAGGCUCCGGUGGGCCGGGAGGCUCCGGAGGUGACGGCGGUGAUGGUGGCGACGGUGGCAACGGAGGCCCGGGAGGCUCUGGAGGUGACGGCGGUGACGGCGGCAACGGCGGCGACGGUGGCAACGGUGGCCCGGGAGGCUCUGGAGGUGACGGCGGCAACGGCGGCAACGGCGGCAACGGUGGCGACCCUGGCAACGGGGGCCCGGGAGGCGACGGCGGCAACGGCGGUGACGGCGGUGACGGUGGCAACCCUGGCAACGGUGGCCCGGGAGGCGACGGCGGCAACGGCGGCAACGGCGGCAAUGGCGGCAACCCUGGCAACCCUGGCAACGGUGGCAACCCUGGCAACGGUGGCCCGGGAGGCUCCGGAGGUGAUGGUGGCGACGGCGGCGGCGGUGGCAACCCAGGCCAGCCCGGCACCCCAGGCCAACCCGGCACCCCCGGCAACCCCGGCUCCGGAGGUGACGGUGGUGGUGGUGGUGGCGACGGAGGUGAUGGCGGCAACGGUGGCGGUGGCAACCCAGGCCAGCCCGGCACCCCCGGCAACCCAGGCAACCCAGGCUCCGGAGGCGACGGUGGUGGUGGUGGCUCCGGAGGUGAUGGCGGCGACGGCGGCGGUGGCAACCCAGGCCAGCCCGGCACCCCCGGCAACCCAGGCAACCCCGGCUCCGGAGGCGACGGCGGUGGUGGUGGCUCCGGAGGCGAUGGCGGCGACGGUGGCGGUGGCAACCCAGGCCAGCCCGGCACCCCAGGCCAACCCGGCACCCCCGGCAACCCAGGCAACCCAGGCUCCGGAGGCGACGGUGGUGGUGGUGGCUCCGGAGGUGAUGGCGGCGACGGCGGCGGUGGCAACCCAGGCCAGCCCGGCACCCCAGGCCAACCCGGCACCCCCGGCAACCCAGGCAACCCUGGCUCCGGAGGUGACGGCGGUGGUGGUGGCUCCGGAGGCGAUGGCGGCAACGGUGGCGGUGGCAACCCAGGCCAGCCCGGCACCCCCGGCAACCCAGGCAACCCAGGCUCCGGAGGCGACGGUGGUGGUGGUGGCUCCGGAGGUGAUGGCGGCGACGGCGGCGGUGGCAACCCAGGCCAGCCCGGCACCCCCGGCAACCCAGGCAACCCCGGCUCCGGAGGCGACGGCGGUGGUGGUGGCUCCGGAGGCGAUGGCGGCGACGGUGGCGGUGGCAACCCAGGCCAGCCCGGCACCCCAGGCCAACCCGGCACCCCCGGCAACCCAGGCAACCCCGGCUCCGGAGGUGACGGUGGUGGUGGUGGCGAUGGAGGCGGUGGCGGCGACGGCGGCGGCGGUGGCCACGCCCCCGGCAACCCAGGCAACCCCGGCUCCGGAGGUGACGGUGGUGGUGGUGGCGAUGGAGGCGAUGGCGGCGACGGUGGCGGUGGCAACCCAGGCCAGCCCGGCUCCCCAGGCCAACCCGGCACCCCAGGCCAACCCGGCAACCCAGGCAACCCCGGCUCCGGAGGCGACGGUGGUGGUGGCGGCGAUGGCGGCAACGGUGGCAACGGCGGCAACCCUGGCAACGGUGGCCCGGGAGGCGACGGCGGCAACGGCAGUGACGGCGGCAACGGUGGCAACCCUGGCCACGGCGGCAAUCCUGGCAACGGUGGCCCGGGAGGCUCCGGAGGUGACGGUGGCAACGGCGGCGACGGUGGUGGUGGUGGCAACGGAGGUGGCGGUGGCGGUGGCGACGGUGGUGGUGGUGGCAACGGAGGUGGCGGCGGCGACGGAGGUGGUGGUGGCAACGGAGGUGGCGGCGGCGACGGAGGUGGAGGCGGUGGCGGCGACGGCGGCGGCGGUGGCCACGCCCCCGGCACCCCAGGCAACCCAGGCAACCCCGGCGACGGUGGUGGCGGCGGCGACGGAGGCGGUGGCAACCCAGGCCAGCCCGGCACCCCAGGCCAACCCGGCACUCCUGGCACCCCAGGCAACCCCGGCGACGGAGGUGGCGACGGCGGCGGCGGCGGCGGCGGCUGCCACGGCGGUCACUGCGGCGGUGGUGGUGGUGGCUGCGGGCACGGCAAGUGCGGCGGCAAUUGA